Molecule: messenger RNA, 1629 nt
Organism: Metopolophium dirhodum (rose-grain aphid)
Lineage: Eukaryota; Metazoa; Arthropoda; Insecta; Hemiptera; Aphididae
Product: trehalase-like
Exons: 4
Coding region: 31-1629 (532 amino acids)
Biological process (GO): trehalose catabolic process
Molecular function (GO): alpha,alpha-trehalase activity
Source: RefSeq, a predicted model, not a curated record
UGUAACGGAACAUUACUGCAUAAUAUUCAAAUGUUUGAAGUAUUUAAUGAUUCUAAAACAUUCGUCGACAUGAAAAUGAAAUACCUUCCUAACGAAACCGAAGUCAGCUUCAACAAGAAGAUGUCCGACUGGAAUUAUAAACCGACCAAAGAUCUUCUGACGGAGUUCGUCAAUGAAUAUUUUGUUAAAGAAGAUUCUGAAUUUGAAAAAUGGAUUCCCACUGAUUGGAUCCGUGAACCAAAAGUUUUGAAUAGUAUUAAGGAUGAAAAAUUAAAAAAUUGGACAAUCGAAAUAAAUGCAAUAUGGCUAAAUCUUGGUAGAAAGAUCAAAGAUGACGUACGCUUACAUCCAGAGUCCUAUUCAAUAAUUUAUUUGCCAAAUCCCAUUAUAAUACCAGGUGGUAGAUUCCGUGAAGUUUAUUAUUGGGAUUCGUUUUGGAUUAUUAGAGGGUUAUUGAUAUGUGAAAUGCAUACUACAGCGAAAGGAAUGAUUAGUAAUUAUAUCUCAAUGGUAAAAACGUUUGGACACGUUCCCAACGGAGGAAGAAUUUAUUAUAGUAAGCGGUCACAACCACCCAUGCUCAUACCUAUGGUAAAGAGUUAUUUAGAUUCUACAAAUGAUAUGCAAUUUGUAAUUGAUAACAUCAAUGAAUUGGAAGUGGAAUUCAAAUACUGGCUAACACAGCACAACGUGACAAUUCAUAAAAAUGGAAAACAUUACACGCUUGCAGUUUAUAAAGAUGAGUCCAUAGGACCACGACCCGAAUCAUACAGGGAAGACAUCACCAAUGCACAAUCCCUUACAACGGAAAGUGAAAGAGAAAGCUUUUACUCUGAGCUCAAGGCUGCAGCCGAAUCUGGUUGGGAUUUUUCGAGCCGUUGGUACAUCCUCAACGGAACGAAUAAAGGAAACCUCUUAAAUACAAAAACGAGGUCAAUCAUCCCGGUGGAGCUAAAUUCAAUAGUAUAUUGGAAUGCAAAAAUAUUGAGUGAUUUCUACCGAGAGAUGAAUAACACGGUUAAGGCAUCGAUAUAUGAAAAGAUAUCAUUGCAGUGGAUUGAUGCGGUGACAGCAGUAUUAUGGGACGAAGAGGUCGGCUCAUGGCUAGAUUUCGACUUGAUAAAUAAUGUAAAACGAAAUUUUUUUUACCCAACAAAUUUAUCACCAUUAUGGACUGAAUGUUAUGCAAAGAACAAUACCAAUUACCUUGUAACAAAGAUUCUCCAAUAUUUGAAUAAUGCAAAAAUACUGAAUUAUGUGGGGGGUAUACCUACUACGCUGAGGGAAUCUGGACAACAAUGGGAUUUCCCCAAUGCAUGGGCUCCUUUACAGUAUAUAACGGUGAUGGCGCUAGACAACACCGGCCAUAGAGACGCAAAAAUCUUGGCGUCCAAAAUUGCUUCCAAAUGGAUCUGUAACAAUUACCUUGCGUUCAAAAGAGAGAACGAAAUGUUUGAAAAAUAUCUAGUGAAUGCAACUGGAAAAGCAGGCUUAAGUAAUGGAGAGUACCCUAUUCAGACCGGAUUCGGAUGGACCAAUGGUGUAAUCCUGGAGCUUUUGCAGAAGUACGGAUUCACCGCAUCGUCCGAAAAGUGGAACAUAACAACACCAAUCUGCAGCGAUGACUAA